UGUGAAUAUACCUGAUUAAUAAUUCUGCACUGAUAACUAACGCUUAUAUGGGAGGAAUUGGUGGCUCUGUUGACAAACCUCCAAAAUUUAUUUACAAUCUAUGUGGGACAUGUUGUACAGCUCAAGGCUAUGGGACUCUUUGUUUUAUUUGUCUUAUGCCAAUAUGCGCAUUUGAGGAAAUAGUCAAAGACACAACCAGAAUUCGGCGUCCUUUUUCGUACCUAUACGCCUAUAUCAUGUCAAUAUUCUCAUGUUGUUGCUGGGGUCCCAUAUUAGGGUGUUCUAGAAAAUCGUUUCGACGCAGACGUGGGAUACGUGGAUCAAUAUGUUUGGACUGUUGCAUUGCAUGUAUCUUACCUUGCUGUGUAAUGACUCAGAUGCUGAGUGAGCUAAGAGAAAACAAAUUUGACGAUCCAGAUACUUCUAAAUCAGGAUCAGUUGCGGAAAGUGAAAAUUGAUAAUGAUCAUAAGUACAUAUGGACUGGUAAUAGAUAUUAAAGAAUUUACAUAUACAAAUAUGAAUAAGUG
Molecule: messenger RNA, 528 nt
Organism: Schistosoma margrebowiei
Lineage: Eukaryota; Metazoa; Platyhelminthes; Trematoda; Strigeidida; Schistosomatidae
Source: the annotation of a GenBank genome assembly